AUGUUUGCCGGUCGGAGGCUCGCUACGAUUCCCAGGUUGUUGAAGCCAUCAUCUCAGCUUCGGUACGCCAGUCACACAUCUUCCGAAGCGCGUUUGAACAAGCCCAUCGACUUUAAGAAGACUGCUGUCCUCCACCAAUCACAGAACAGUGCCAGGUCUGCCUAUGGGCUUUCUCAAGAUGCACCGGUCGACUGGGUGAACCUGCACGGUGCUAUCAAUGCGUCCCUCCACCAUGCCUUGAAGAGCGAUGAGAAUGUGCUCCUCUUUGGCGAAGACGUGGCGUUUGGUGGCGUUUUUCGAUGUUCAAAGGGCUUGACAGAUGAGUUUGGCACCAGUCGCGUGUUCAACACUCCCCUUUCUGAGCAAGGGAUUGUUGGUUUUGCCAUCGGCUGUGCAGCUGAGGGCAUGAAACCUGUCGCGGAAAUCCAAUUUGCAGAUUACGUCUUCCCGGCAUUCGACCAGCUGGUCAACGAGGCCGCCAAGUUCCGGUACAGAGAGGGCGCAACGGGCGGCAACUGUGGAGGUCUGGUAGUGCGAAUGCCGUGCGGCAGCGUUGGACACGGCGCUCUCUACCAUUCCCAAAGUCCCGAGGCACUGUUCACCCAUGUGCCCGGCCUACGGGUCAUCAUGCCUCGAUCGCCCAGCCAGGCAAAGGGACUGCUCACGGCGUCCAUUCUUCACUCCCACGACCCAGUGAUCUUCAUGGAACCCAAAGUCCUCUACCGCGCCGCCGAAGAAUUCGUCCCAAGAGAUCCAUAUACACUGCCACUAGACAAAGCAGAAGUUCUUAAACAAGGCAAGGAUCUCACCGUCAUCUCUUACGGCCAACCGUUGUACCUCUGCUCCGCUGCCAUUGAAGCUUUGGAGAAGGAAAUCAAAGGUCUGAGCAUCGAGCUCAUUGAUCUAAGGGCCAUAUAUCCUUGGGAUCGCGACACCAUCAUGCAAAGCGUGAACAAGACGGGACGAGCGGUUGUGGUACACGAGAGCAUGUAUAACGCCGGGGUAGGGGCAGAAGUCGCCGCAAGCAUACAAGAAGGGGCGUUCCUUCGACUGGAAGCUCCUGUGGCCAGGGUUACGGGCUGGAGCACGCACCCUGGGCUAAUUUUUGAGAAGUUUAACAUUCCAGACGUCACGAGAAUAUACGACGCCAUCAAACGAACGGUGGAAUACUGA
Fonsecaea erecta is the source of this 1173-nucleotide messenger RNA. RefSeq lists its product as hypothetical. The transcript is spliced from 2 exons. Lineage: Eukaryota; Fungi; Ascomycota; Eurotiomycetes; Chaetothyriales; Herpotrichiellaceae. Gene Ontology annotation, biological process: branched-chain amino acid catabolic process; response to nutrient. The coding region runs from base 1 to 1173 and encodes 390 amino acids. Gene Ontology annotation, molecular function: catalytic activity. The record is from RefSeq and is a predicted model, not a curated record.